Molecule: messenger RNA, 3401 nt
Organism: Glossina fuscipes
Lineage: Eukaryota; Metazoa; Arthropoda; Insecta; Diptera; Glossinidae
Product: protein maelstrom 1-like
Exons: 4
Coding region: 248-1753 (501 amino acids)
Biological process (GO): male meiotic nuclear division; negative regulation of DNA-templated transcription; piRNA processing
Cellular component (GO): nucleus; P granule
Molecular function (GO): sequence-specific DNA binding
Source: RefSeq, a predicted model, not a curated record
GAAUUAUAAAUGAAUAUACAGCACGAAAAUUCGUAAAGCCGUGAAGAUUUUUUCUGCAGAUUGUGGAAGUCCCUAUGGACUCUAUAGAUAGAAGUUUUUCAAGGUUAAUUUCAAUCGGAAAAUGUAACUUGCAAAGCCAAUAAAUUCUGUGCAUUAUUUUAGUUUUAAUUUAAAAUUAAUUCAUUAGAGUUUGAAUAGCUCUUAAAAAAAAUUUACGUCACUUGUACUUUCGUUUUUCUAAAACAAAAUGGCUCCGAAAAAGCAAUGCACUAAUGGAUUCAUGGUAUUCACGUUCGAGUGGAAAGCCAAAUAUGGAAAACAAAUAAGUUUGCGUGAUGCAACUGCCGAAGCGGGCAAAAUCUGGGCAAAUAUGAAUAUGGAAGAAAGGAGCCCUUACAAUGAAAAGGCUAAAGAGGAAAAAGUAAAAAUGCGAAAGGGUGGUGAUAAACUGACCUGCGUCGGUACGUCGAUAUCUCAAAUGGAUAGACAAAAAUUGGAGCUAGAACAAAAAGAGAAGCAAAUUAAACGUAUAAUUGAGCAAACCGUUAGGAAUAGCGAAAAAGAUGGCGAACUAGAGCAUAAAGCCUAUUAUUUUAUUACGGUUAAUUACUUCACCAAAAUCCUAAAGGGCAACGUUUAUAUACCCGCUGAAUUGUCAGUUUGUGAAUAUUCAUUAAAGCAAGGAGUUAGUCGUAUAUUCCAUACGUUGAUAAAUCCAGGUACGAACGUUUAUGGUCAUCAAUAUGAAGCUCAGUAUCAUUCGGAAACAACCCAUAAUUUGCCGUUGCCUCCAAAGGCCUUGGGUGACGAAAAUUUGGGCACAAUUUAUAAUGAAGUGCUGAGAUUUUUGGGUGAUACUGAUGAGUAUCCCCCAUUAUACACCGCACGUGAGAAUAUACACAUCGUGGUCUCGGUUUUAGACUUUUUAAAAUCUGAUAUACGCGCCAGUAAUAAAACUUUAAAUAUCUACCCUAUACAAUAUUUAUUUUAUGUCAUGAAAGAAUCGACAUGUGAGCAAGGGGAGCUAGAGAAACCAAAGAGUUUUCACAUAACGGAUGCCUACUUCGAAAGGGAUUACUUUGAAUAUCAAAGUGGGAUUGCUUGCCAGUUUCAUGAGGAUAAAGACAAGAGCAAAUAUUGUACUCAAUCUAUAAUUACAAGAUGGGGUUAUAUGUUUUCCGAUUACAUGUGCCGCGAUAUAGCUAUCCCGCUAAUACUGGGGCGUCAUGUACCACAAAAUACCAAUCUAGAAGCCAUUAUAACUCCGGCUCGAGCAAACUGUUCUGAGACAAAUUCUUUAGUUUCUUUAGCGACUAGCAGCAAUUAUUCCUACAAAGUCGUAGCAGAUUCAAAACUUUGCUAUGAUGACAACGAAACUACAGUUUCCUCUUCUAACGACACAAAAACCUCGUAUAAAAAUGAUUUCCCAGCGUUAGGGUCUCGCAAAAAAAUCCCUACACCAGCUGGUCAAAGAUCUAGAUCGUCCUCGUCUAGAAGAGAUUACGAAGAAGAGUAUUAUGCUGUUUUGAGUGAAGACGUAACACCUGAAUUAAAUCCAUGGGCAACCCGGUCACUUCGCCCUGAGUCGCCUCAAUUGGCCGAUUCAUGUUUUAUUGUUAAUUCUAAUCGCAGCAGGGAUCAAGAUAACGACGCUGAUAGGCCGAUAUAUAUUUUCGGACGUGGUCGACAAUUGCCUAACAUUAAUGAAUUUAAUGCCAAUACAACUGCUCGAGGUCCAGGACGUCUCCCUUAAAUCUUUUAUUUCUUAUUAUAAUAUUUUCCUAUUCCAUUUUAAAUUUUUGAAUUGCUUAUCAAUAUGUUCGUAUUUUGACAUUUUACCUAUUAAAAAAAAAAGUGGCGGCAAAGCGAAAAAAAUUUGUUGAAAAUACGAACAUUGCAUAUAUCUUAGACGAUAAUGAAAAUCUUUAUUUUCAUAUUUUUUAUUAUUUUUUUUUUAUAUCACUUUAAUAUCAAAUCGUAUGGAUUCUAAAUUAAAAAAGAGUUGGCAAAUAAACCUUUAGAUGCUAGAAAACUAAUUUCAGGUUGAAAUUUAAAAUUUAAUGUCUAGUUGGGGAAAAAUAUAAAAGUUUGUAUUAGCUCGAUAUUCUAUUGAGAAAGUAAGUUUUAAUUGGUAUUAAAACACUGCCAAUGUCGUGGUGAAUACUCCACAUUUUAACGUUCUCAGUACUAUUGGAAGUUCCUGUACACGUAUUUUCAGGUCUUCAGCAGUAGAAGAAGAAUCGAUUAAGGAAUUGAAAUCAUACUUUUUAUUUUUAAUACUCUUUUUCUUUUUUUUUUUUUUUUUCAUCGCGAAUGUACAUUAAAUUAUAUUAUUUUUCUUUUUUUCUGUACGGCGUUUUACUAUAUUGUCGUUCGCUGUUUUUUUUUUUUUUUUUUUAAAUAGAAUUCGGGAAUUAUUUUAUUUGUUAUUUUGUUAAUCAAGCUUAUGAAUACUCGAUUAAUUGCUAUUUUUAUUUAUUUUUAUUUAUCUUUUUUUAAUUAUCUGGAGUAAAAUUGUUACAUUUGAACGAAUGUAUUAGAAAUAUAAUAAAAUUAAAUGCUUUUUAAUGCUAAAGUGUUCGCACUGUAGUUUUAAGAUGAAAACUAAUAUAUCGUAGACAGAAAUAGUUCGAUAUUACAAUGAACAUUGCUCAUACUAUUUUAUUACAUGCUAUGACAGAAAGUGAGAAUAUAAGAUUAUGUUAUCGGAUUUCAACGGGUUGUCAAAAGCUUAUGGAAAAGGUUAAUACUGAUAUAUGAGUCAUAAUUUCAAAAAAGGAACCAGGUUAUAACUGCAUUUUAAAUACGAAAAAUUUGAAUUUUAUCCCAAAUCAAAUUAAUAUAAAAACACAUAGGCAGAAAAUUCAGACUUUGUGCACUUUUUUCAGACUUACUAAUAACUGCUAACACCUAUUUUGGGAACCUUCGACAAUUUAAUAAUAAAAAGAAAUAAAGUAAUACUUUUCAUAUAAUCACGUGAUUAUUUAGAAACGGCGGCCCGUGCUACAAAAUUAUCAAUAUGCACACCAGACAUUCAUUCUUUUCUUUUUGUAAGAAUCUCUGACUUUUGUUCAAUAAAUAAAUGGCCGCUUAGUGAAAGGGGUUUUAUAGAGGCGACAUUGCUUAAAAUUUCUCGAUUGAAAUACAUUUUCUCUAUAUUUAGUUAUAAUGGUUGCAGAAAUCAAAAAAAAAAAUCAACGACCUAAAAGAUGUUCAGGUCUUUAUCGCAGAUUUUCGUCCUAAUAAUAAUAAAAAGUGCGCUAUCCUCGCGUUCAUUACGCCGUUUUCCUAUGACACAUUAAAAAUUCGUUCAAUUACCCAAAUUAUUAUACUUGCUUAAUUAUUACGCUUAUUUGGGUUUCGUUUUCACCUUCACUAUUACAUAAAUAUUUACUUAAGAA